Molecule: messenger RNA, 390 nt
Organism: Punctularia strigosozonata HHB-11173 SS5
Lineage: Eukaryota; Fungi; Basidiomycota; Agaricomycetes; Corticiales; Punctulariaceae
Product: cytochrome b5
Exons: 6
Coding region: 1-390 (129 amino acids)
Cellular component (GO): endoplasmic reticulum membrane; intracellular membrane-bounded organelle
Molecular function (GO): heme binding
Source: RefSeq, a predicted model, not a curated record
AUGGCCACCAAAACCGUUACCAUUGAGGAGCUGAAGGAGCACUCCAAGAAGGACGACCUCUACAUCCUCAUUAGCGGCAAGGUGUACAAUGUGACAAAAUUCAUUGACGAGCACCCCGGUGGAGAUGAGGUUCUCCUGGCGGAGGCCGGCAAGGACGCGACGGAGGCCUUUGAGGACGUUGGCCACUCUGAUGAGGCUCGCGCGCUUCUGCCCGAUAUGUUCGUUGGCAACUUCGAGGGUGCUCAGUUGAAGGAGGCAGCGAAGGCGGCUUCUGGCCUGACCAACCCUCAUGUCAACAGUGCUGUCGAACAAGGGUCCAACCUUAUGUACUUCGUCCCUCUCGGUCUUCUGGGUGCCUACUUUGCAUGGCGGUUCUACUCGUCCGCAUAA